AUGUCUUGCUACGAUUUGUGCCCCACCAGGAGCAACAUUGCCUGCCCCCAGCCCAUCGCUAACAGUUGCAAUGAGCCCUGUGUCCGCCAGUGCCCUGACUCCACUGCUGUGAUACAGCCACCCCCUGUUGUCGUCACCUUCCCUGGCCCCAUCCUCAGCUCCUUCCCCCAGCAAGCAGUGGUGGGAUCCUCCGGAGUACCCACCUUUGGGGGCUCCUCAGGGCCAGGGGCCCUUUACAGUGCUGGAAGCCUUUACGCGGGCUCUCUUGGAUAUGGAGCUCAGUAUGGAUAUGGAAGUUCUGCCCUCUCCACACUCAGCAGUGGGUUCUGCAGCCCUUUCUCCUCCCGCCGGUACAGCAGCUUCCCCCGCAACAGCUGUGGGCCCUGCUAA
Strigops habroptila (Kakapo) is the source of this 390-nucleotide messenger RNA. RefSeq names its product scale keratin-like. Gene Ontology annotation, cellular component: intermediate filament. Bases 1 to 390 code for a protein of 129 amino acids. Gene Ontology annotation, molecular function: structural constituent of cytoskeleton. The record is from RefSeq and is a predicted model, not a curated record. Lineage: Eukaryota; Metazoa; Chordata; Aves; Psittaciformes; Psittacidae. The transcript has a single exon.